Molecule: messenger RNA, 4882 nt
Organism: Pungitius pungitius (ninespine stickleback)
Lineage: Eukaryota; Metazoa; Chordata; Actinopteri; Perciformes; Gasterosteidae
Product: kinesin-like protein KIF20A
Exons: 32
Coding region: 96-4028 (1310 amino acids)
Biological process (GO): microtubule-based movement
Cellular component (GO): kinesin complex; nucleus; microtubule
Molecular function (GO): ATP hydrolysis activity; microtubule motor activity; microtubule binding
Source: RefSeq, a predicted model, not a curated record
CCGCGUAACGUAGAUGAGGAGAAGCGUCCGUGGCUACCGUUAGCGGGGGGCUUCUAAUAAAACUCAUCCGCAGUGAGUCGCACUGCAGUGAAGAAAUGAUGGAGUCUUGUUUCGGGGGGAAACCGGAGAGAGUCGGUCCGGUUGUGGUGGACGAUAUCAAGAGAGACCUGCUGCGGGAGUUCACUGCUUUACCUCAACAGGACGCCGUUCAGUCAGAGAACCUGCAGGUUUACCUGCGGGUUCGACCGUUCACUGCAGCCGAGAGCGAUAAGAAGGAGGCACAGGACUGUGUGACCAUCGAGGGACCGGACACUGUUGUCCUGACGGCUCCCCGCAGCUAUCAAGCAAAGUCCCUCCCACAAACAGCACAGAGGUUCACCUUCACACAGGUGUUCGAUCCCGAGUCCAGCCAGAAGAAGGUCUUCGAGGGGUCAGUUCGGGGUUUAGUCCGGGAUGUUCUGAGCGGAGGAAACUGUCUUGUGUUCACCUACGGAGUCACCAACGCCGGGAAGACCUUCACCUUCCUGGGUCCGGACCAUGACUCGGGUCUGCUGCCCCGGUCUCUGUCGGUGAUCUUUAACAGCAUCGAGGGCCGUCUGUACGCUCGGUCCGAUCUGAAGCCGCAGCGCUGCAGAGACGUCAGCAGACUGACCCCAGACCAGCAGGCAGCUGAGAGCAGUGGCAAGAGGAACCUGCUGAGGCUGCUAAAGGAGAGCGACAGAAGUCAGACGUCGGGCAGAUCGACCUUCCUCGACGGCUCCUCCCUCAGCACCGACAGCAGCGUCUCCGAAGCCGACAGCUUUUCAUUGGACGUUGAGUCAAACGUCCGCUUCUCCGUCUGGGUUUCCUUCUGUGAGAUUUACAACGACAACAUCCACGACCUGCUGGAGCAGAUUCCCAGUGGACACCACAGGAGGACGGUUCUGCGUCUGUCUCAGGACGUCAAAGGAAACUCCUUCAUCAAAGACCUGCGCUGGGUUCAGGUGAGCAGCUCUGACGAAGCCUACAGAGUGAUGAAGAUCGGGAAGAAGAACCAGAGCUUCUCCUCCACCCGACUGAACCAUCUGUCCAGCAGGAGCCACAGCAUCUUCUCCAUCAGGAUCCUGCGGGUGGAGGACGCCGGCGUUCCCAGAGUCCUCGGCAUCAGCGAGUUGUCCCUGUGCGACCUGGCCGGGUCGGAGCGCUGCUCCCGGACCCAGAACACGGGGGAGCGGCUGAAGGAGGCGGGAAACAUCAACAGCUCGCUGCUGACCCUCGGGAAGUGCAUCAGCGCCAUGAGGCUCAACCAGCACACCAAGGUCCAGCACCACGUCCCCUUCAGGGAGUCCAAGCUCACCCACUUCCUGCAGUUCUUCUUCUGUGGUGGUGGCCGGGUCUCCAUGGUUGUCAACAUCAACAAGAACUCGGCCUGCUUCGACGAGACGCUCAACGUCCUCAAGUUCUCCGCCCUGGCCCAGAAGGUGGUGGUGUUGAACUCGAGGCCGGCGGUCCCGGACCUUGGUCCCCACAACUCGGCCAUGGAGCUGUCUCUGAUCAUCGAGGACGCCGAGCGCCGCAGGAAGGUGUCUGGGCGGGGCAGGAAGGUCUCGCUGGUCGCCUGGGAGACGACUCUGGAGGAUGUGCUGGAGGAUGAGGAUGAGGAGCAGGGGGAUGAAGAGGAGGAGAGUGUGAUGGAAGGGACAGUGCUGGAGGCUGAAGGCGAGGAAGACGACGAGGAGGAGGAAGGUGACACGACCGUGGAGGUUGAAGAUGAGCACGGGGACGCGGCUCUGCGCUUGGUCCUGGAAGCUCAGAUCAGAGAAGAAGUCAGCGCUGAGUUCAUGGAGCUCUACAAGAAGAUGGAGAAAGACUACAGUGAGCGCCUGGAGAAGGAGCGAGAGAUCCUCGAGGAGCGAGCUGAGAAAAGAGUGGAGAUCCUGAAGAACCUCGUCAGUAAGACGGCGGACCUGAAGACUGCCGACAACAAGGAGGCCGAUCUGUUGGAGAUCUUCAGCUCAGUGACUGAAGACCUGGAGAAGAUCAGAGAAGAUGCUCAGAGUGUUCACCUGUGUCUGAGUGAGCACGCGCACACUGAAGAGCUGGAAGCGUUGCGGGUGGAGAAGCAGCGGUCACAUGACCAGCUGCUGGAGGCCCAAGAGAUGCUGAAGCAGCAGCAGCUGCACUUAUCAGAACUGAUGGAGAUCGAUCAGCAGAAAGACGAGAUGAUCGGCAGACUGAGGAUGGAGAACCUGGAGAAACCCCACGUGGAGCUUCAGCAGACCUGCAGCUGUCUGAGGAGGACACCAGGAGAGGAGGUGACAGAGGGGAACAGGAAGCGUCAGUGUGGAGCUUUGGUGGAGGAAGAGGAGAGAGGACCAGCAAAGAAGAGAGUGCUGGAGGAUGAGAUCUGGAGGCUGCAGGAGGACAACGACCAGAAGGAGGAAACCAUCAAGGAGCUGAGAGGGAGAGACGAGGAGCUGAGGAGAUGGGAGGACGAGCUGAGAGGAAAGGGGGAGGAGCUGAGGAGAUGGGAGGACGAGCUGAGAAUAAAGGGGGAGGAGCUGAGGGGGCGAGAGGAGGAGCUGAGAGGAAAGGGGGAGGAGCUGACAAGAUGGGAGCAGGAGCUGAGAGGAAAGCGGGAGGAGUUGAGGAGACGGGAGGAGGAGGUGGAGGUGCUGAAGAAGGAGCAGGCUGUCCUGGAGCAGAAGGUGCAGCAGCUGACAGAUCGGGGGGCGUGUCCCCACUGUGCGUCCGUGCUCUCCUCCCUGGAGGUGGAGCGGAGGGAAGCAUCCAGACUGGUGAAGGAGAACAAAGCUCUGGUUAACGGAAUCUUCCAGCUCCAGACGGAGGUGACCAGUCUCCAGACGGCGCUCAAGGAGCAGACUGACAGGUCUGACAGCCCUUCACAGCCGCCGGACAGUGAGAAGACCCGCCUCCAGGACCUGCAGAGCCAAUCAGAGGAGAGGACCCAGGAGGAGGGUCUGAAGCAGGAGGUCGAGGAGGAGGCGGGGCAGAGCAGCAGCAGCAGGGUCUUCCAUGCCGCCAUGGAGAAGCUGAAGAAGGAGAGCCAGGCAGCGCUGGAAACGUCUUCUCAGAAAUCACUACAGAUCCAGGAUCUGCUGAGAGAGAAAAGCCAACUGGAGGAGUCUCUGACGCACAGUGAAAACCGGGUUGCUCUCCUCAAUGAGGAGUCAGCCAAUCAGAGGGCAGAAUUCACGAGUCGUCUCCAGAGCCUGAGGGAGGAGCUUGAGUCUGAAGGCGGAGCUCUGCGAAGUAAACUGGAGGAACGGACGAGGAGUCAGGAAAGGGAGAAGGAAGAGCUGCUCCGAGUCCUCUCCGAAAAGGAGAAACUCAUAGAAGAAUGUCGUGGACAGACGGAGACUCUGAGAAAAGAGCUGGAGCGUCUGAGUGAAGACCUGCAGAGGAGAGAGGAGAACGGAGAGGUGGAGGUGCCGCUGGUGGAGGAGCUGAAGGAGGAGGAGGAGGAGGAGGAGGAGGAGGAGGAGGAGGAGGGAAGCAGCAGGACGUUUGAGGCUGUGAGGAGCGAGGUGGAGAGAGGGAAGGAGGAGGGAGACCUACAGAGGUGUGGUGUUCAAGUCCCUCUUCCAGAGCAGGACGUUCAAUCGUCUCCUCUCAGAUCCAACAAGGCCGACAGGAAGAGGAAGAGCUGUGAGGUUCAGGACUUGGUGUUCAGUGAGAACAAGAGAAACAAAGUAAGAAGCUGUCGAAAAAACAAACAGUCUUCUGUGCUGAAGGAGAUGAGAGACGGCCCUCUUCAGAAGAUCGAGGAGUUGAUCCACAACUCUCCGUCCAUCCUGGGCAGCAAAGCCAAAUCCAUCAUGAGCCUCGUCAGUGGACAUUCAGUAGAUAAGGAGACGGUUACCAGGGCAACCAGACCAAAACGAGGAAGGAGAAAGCUUUAUAAGACUGAGGGCUCGUCUCCACUGUCCAAUUCCCCGAGCGCGAUGGCAGCAGGAGCAAAGGAGGAGAAGGAGAGUGAUCACCUGAUCAUCAAGAGACAGCUGCGCUCCAAUAAAAGCAGGAAGUGACUCGUCCACUGGCGUGGUCAUGUGACAGCACUGGUCUGCAGGUGUAUAAAAUAAUGAUAUCCAUCUUACCGAUGACGUUUUUUUAUAUUUGUAUAUCUUUUUUUUAAUUUUUACUGCUGAAGAGGACAACGCCCCUUUUCCCCAAAUAAAUUACAUCAAAGCUUGUUUGUCGUCUUUUUACUUUUUUUAUCUACUAUCAAAUAGAAUCUUUAAUAGAACAUUUAUCAUUAUGAAUUCUCACACAUUUAAUUCUAAACUGAGGGGAGUAUUAAAUAAUAUGCCCAUUAUUAUAAAUGUAUAUUUGAAUGUUGUGAUUUUUAUUUCUUGGAUGAUAAUGAUGUUUAAUGCUUUACUCGGUCACCAUGGAAACGAACACUUUCUGCUCGGUCCUUAUUAUUUUAAAUUACACAAACGUCACCAACUGACUCAGCUGAGAGUCUCCAGUGAGCAGCAGCUUCAUGAAGGCUCUUCACGCUGUGGCAGCAGGACGACGUGAUGACGAGCGCAGCAUCUCAACGCUGAUUGGCUUUCACAGGACGGCGUCGGGCAGAAACUCGCUUCUCUUGCUUUUUCACAUCCACGCGCAGCGCGUUUUGCGAAAAUUUGCUUCUUUCGCGUCUGGUUUCACUUGAAUGGAAUCUACUCAGCAAAUAAUUUGCUUGGUUUUUGGUGUGAGGGCAGCAACUUUAUCUCUAUUCUACCAACAGGAAACAUGAAAGAAAGGGACUUUAAUGUUUUUUUUGUGAAAGUUACUAAAGUGCUAAAGUUGAGAUAAGCUAAUGUGUUACGUGCUAAGCUAAGGUUAAGAUAUGCUAAAGAUGUGCUCAGCUAAAGUUGCGAUAUGCUAAUGAAGU